Molecule: messenger RNA, 3237 nt
Organism: Hydra vulgaris (swiftwater hydra)
Lineage: Eukaryota; Metazoa; Cnidaria; Hydrozoa; Anthoathecata; Hydridae
Source: RefSeq, a predicted model, not a curated record
GGUCGUGAGAAAAGGUCUUUAUGCAAGCGCUCGAUUUAAGAAAAGUCUAGAAACCACUUAAAAAUGAGAAAAGAACUAGUAACUAGCUAUCGAACAAUGCUUAAUAAGUGCAUUCAAAGGUAAACGUUAAAUAAAAUUAUUUUAGUUAAAUUAUAUUUAGAAGUAAUGGGCGGUCACAAAAAACCUGCUUAUAUUAGGCCUGAUGGGAAGUAUGACUUAGUGAAAGCCUUGGGUCGUGAAAAUCUUGAAUACUUGAUAGCUAAGAAAUCUAUAGGUCCUAGGACAAAAUUGAGAGACUUUUGUGUUUCGAAAUCGUUAUAUUAUCUUUUGAAGCAGCAACUUCAGAGACUGAAACGCGAAGAUGAGUUAGCUGCUGUAGUGAGGAAUGCCAAGAAAUCUGCAGCUAAAAUGCAAAAAAUUGCCAAAUUGAAUCGAAAUAAGUUGAAAUGUCGUGCUGUUGAUCCAAUUUACAUAAACGGAUUAUAUGAACAUGAUGACAGCCCUGUCGCAUUAAGCACUACUACAUCAUCGUCGUCGUCUGCUUCAUCAUCAGGCGACGAAGAUACAAAAUCUUUAUCUUCUGGAUCAGCUUCCUCGUUAAAUGAGCUUUCGGUUUCUGAUAAGUUUGCUUUACCAGCAGCAGCUAAAAAGAGGAAGUUGGUGGUAUCUGAGCAGGAGGUAAACACAUCUCAAAGUCCUUCGAUUCCAAGUACAUCUGCAGCAGAAGAAGAGGUUGGAGAAGCAGAUAAUAAUUAUUCUCUCCACGCAUUAGAUGAAGAAUACAUGAACUUGGGAUCAAAUAAUAAUCGAGCAGUCAGUCCCGAUCGCCUUAAAGAAACAAUUAUCCAGUAUAUGGCCGAAAUAAAUCAAAAAGAAUUGGACUAUAAUCAAUCAAGUACUGACUGUUCACUCGAUGAUAAUCCACCUGCUUCAAAAAGGAAACAAAAUACGAUGCUGCAUUCAUUCAAUCAACACGGCCAUAAUUCGAAUGACAUUCGCAAUAAGCCGCUAUUUUUGGACUUAGUUAUUGAACGCGCAGUAUCUGAUAAGCAGGAAGAAAGUGAAUCAAAAUCAGAAACUGGCAAUAGCAGCUCUAGUAGUGAUGAAGAUGAAGAGCCUUUUAAUGAUGAUGAACUACCUGCAAAAGAAGCUGCUAUUAUUCAAGAUCAUGCUGCAUUUGUCAACAAUUUCUUUAGCAAAUAUGCAGAAAACGAAAUUGCUGAUAAUGAUGCUGCUGUUGACAACGAAGAAAAAGUUAUUUCUCCCGAUGAUCUGCAUAAUUUGAAAUCAGUUAUGGAUCUGGAAAUCAAAGUAAGAAUGAAAGAUAUUGCUGCUAAACAUCCAAAGAAAGAAAUAACAUGGGAUAAUCUUCUGAAACAUGUUUUUUCACAUUUGAACUUGCCAGAAUCAAAAACAACAUUUGUAUUUCAAAUGCUGUCGAGUUCGAAGCUUGAUCCUAAACUGGCAGAAUUGCCAAGGUCUGGAAAGGUAUUAAUGGAGCCAUCGCGUCCUCAAAUGGAAACUGCCAGAUUGGAGUACAUGCCAAUACCGUGUGGUGAAUUCGGUACAUAUGCACAUUACGGAUUGCUUGCUGGAUUACUUGGAUUUUCGAUAGGAUCAAUUUCUAAAGACAUCCGCUUUUAUCUUGAUGAACUGGUUACUCGAUUUCCUGAAUACUUUGCCAAAACUGUCAUUGAUACAAAACCAUCCUUUGUGACUGGUAAACGGAACAAAUACAAUAAAGAUUUAUUGAAAUGGCGCUGGCAAGUCAUUCGUAGGAAGGCUGAAUCAGUAGCUGCAGCAGCAGCACUUAAAAGAAGUUAUUUAUGUACAGAGGCUGUUUCUGAAAACGUACCAAAUUCAUUAGCAGUGACGCUAGCAGAAAUUCCUGCCUUGAAAGAAAUUGCUUGUUCUGAUGCUGUUAAAAAUACAGAACAGUCUGCUGAUGAAGUAGAUGAACAAGAGGUACUUGAAGAAGACGAGUUUGAAGACCUGCAGUAUCAUUUGUCAAACAACGAACAUUCACCGCGUAAUUUAGAUGUAAACCUAGGCGGAAGUGAUGACAGCAAUGAGGAUUUUAGUGAUGCUGAUGAUGAGGCUGAGGCUGAAACAGAUUCAAAUGAACAAAAUUGCCCAAUGCCAUCAAACUUUCCGUCAGUAAAGAAGAAAAAAUUAAUUACAGUAUCAUCAGAAUCUCGUCCAGCAACUACUGCUGCUACUGCUACUACCGAAAAAUACAAAAUACCAUCAAAGGCAACAAAAAAGAGAGUCUUGGGUUACAAUGUCAGCGAUUUGUCGAAUUCGGACUUGUACUCGACCAACGAAGAAAGACCAGAGCACAUGUUCCGCAAAUCAACCUCUGAAGACUCAGUUGAUGAAGGUGUUGAUGCCAAUGUGGUCUAUAAACAAUUUAUAGCUAUUGGUCAGAAGCAAAAUCAUUGUCAGAAGUGUAAGGGAAGCAACAAAAUCCCCCAUCUUGUCUAUGAAGUCAGCGCAGAUGGAGUGCAAAUCCAAAAAAAAGCUGCAAAAUCCGCUUGUUGGCCAAUAAUGGGUCAAUUAUUAUAUAUAAGUCCUUGCACUCACCUAGAAAAUUGUGUCCGCUUCUACAUGCCACGAAAUUCUAAACCGGUCAUCAUUGGUUUUUAUUAUGGAACUGCCAAGCCGUCCUGUCCUAAUCAAUUCCUGAAAUGUAUUUUCAAGGAAAUGAAGUUAGCAAACAAACGUCGAUUGUGCACAAUGUUUUUGAAAUUCUUCAUCGGUGACGGCCCAGCCAGGCAGUUUAUAAAAGGAUUCCCAUCUUCAAAUGCCUAUUGCGGAUGUGAAAGAUGUGGUGAACGCGGUGUUUCCUUGUGCAAAGGCAUCAACAAAAAGACCGGUGGACCUCGAAGAGGCCAUUUAUCAAUUGUUCCAACCCGAAAUUUACUGAUGCGAACAAAGGAAAAUUACCUGGAUGCUGACAUGUAUCACAAAAAAGUUCCUGAUCCACACAACAUUCUUCUGAUGUAUUCGAAGCAAACAGAAGGUCGGUUCAACAUAUUGCAUAGUAUUCCACUUGAUGCUAUGCAUACUGUGUAUAGUUGUGCUGUUCCCUGGCUUUUUCAUUACACAUGGAUUGACGGCAAGAAAGUGAAAGGUGGAAAAUUCUCUAAAGCAUUAAUGGAUUCAUUGGAAUUGAAGUUGAAAAAAGUGAAAGGAUGUUUGCCAUAUGCCAUCCAGGUCAACAUUGGCACCCGUUAA